This is a messenger RNA of Arvicola amphibius (Eurasian water vole), 2700 nucleotides long. It is a transcript of the gene Dym, whose product is annotated as dymeclin. The transcript has 18 exons. Gene Ontology annotation, biological process: Golgi organization. The record is from RefSeq and is a predicted model, not a curated record. The coding region runs from base 460 to 2466 and encodes 668 amino acids. Lineage: Eukaryota; Metazoa; Chordata; Mammalia; Rodentia; Cricetidae. Gene Ontology annotation, cellular component: Golgi apparatus.
ACCGCCUGCUGCUGGCGCGCACCCGGCCGUUCAGUCCCUAGCCGCGUCCUCAGCCGCUUCCCUCUUCUCACCGCAGCCCCCGCGUCUCCGCACCGACAUCUCUGCGAUCGAGGCGCAGCGAGAGCCGAAGCUGGAGCCGCUGAGCGGCGGAACCAUGGAGCCCUGAGCCGGCGUGCACACCUGGGCCGCUGUGUGCCCGCGCUCCCGCUUCCCUGCUGCCCGCUCGCCCGCCCUCCGCGGCUGGAAGGGGAGACUGCGCCGCCGACACAGGUGAGAAGACAAGGGUUCUCCCAGACACCCCUAAUUCAGCAGGAAAAGAAGGCUCUUGCAGAGUGAGAGAAAAUUUGAUCUGCUGGGAGAUUUGGACUUGAAGUUCUUUCUCAAGUACUGUGACUCAGCUGUAUUCGGAUUGUCUCGUGGACAUGCCUAUGUGAGGACGAGUUGUCUACUGCACAGAAGAUGGGAUCGAACAGCAGCAGGAUCAGUGACCUUCCUAAAAAUGAGUACUUAAAAAAGCUAUCAGGCACUGAGUCUAUCUCUGAAAAUGACCCCUUCUGGAAUCAGCUCUUUUCGUUUUCUUUCCCUGCGCCAACCAGCAGUACUGAGUUGAAGCUGUUGGAAGAGGCAACCAUUUCAGUUUGCAAGUCUUUGGUUGAAAAUAACCCUCGAACAGGAAAUCUUGGCGCCUUAACUAAGGUCUUCCUUUCCAGAACCAGAGAGCUCAGGCUUUCGGCAGAAUGCCAGAACCACAUCUUCAUCUGGCAGACACAUAAUGCUUUGUUUAUCAUCUGCUGCCUGCUAAAAGUGUUCAUCUGCGAGAUGUCUGAGGAGGAGCUGCAGCUUCAGUUCAUGUAUGAAGAAAAGUCUCCUGGCAGUUACAGUUCUAACUCUGAAGAUCUUUUGGAAGAAUUGCUCUGCAGCUUGGUGCAGUUAAUCACUGAUACUCCACUCUUAGAUAUUACAUAUGACAUAUCGGUGGAGGCGAUCUCAGCAAUGGUUGUCUUCCUCUCCUUCCAGCUCUUCCACAAGGAGGUCUUGCGACAGAGCAUCAGUCACAAGUAUUUGAUGCAAGGUCCAUGUCUUCCCUACACCAGCAAACUUGUGAAAACCUUGCUUUACAAUUUUAUCAGACAAGAAAAACCACCUCCACCCGGAACCCAUGUUUUCCCUCCACAGUCAGAUGGGGGAGGGCUGCUGUAUGGACUGGCAUCAGGAGUAGCAACUGGUCUCUGGACUGUCUUCACGCUUGGCGGGGCAAGCAGCAAAACAACUGCCUCUCCAGAACUUACUUCCCCUCUGGCCAACCAGAGUCUCCUUCUUCUGCUGGUGCUGGUGAACCUAACAGAUGCUCCAGACACACCAAACCCUUACAGACAAGCCGUCACGUCCUUUAAGAACACGCAAGACAGCAGUCCUUUCCCAUCGUCCAUUCCACAUGCCUUCCAGAUUAACUUCAACAGUCUGUACACAGCCCUGUGUGAACAGCAGUCUGACCAAGCCACACUCCUCCUGUACACUCUGCUCCACCAGAACAGCAACGUCAGGACGUACGUGCUGGCUCGAACAGAUGUGGAAAACCUUGUUUUACCAAUUCUUGAGAUUCUGUAUCAUGUUGAGGAAAGAAAUUCACACCAUGUAUAUAUGGCCCUUAUAAUACUGUUGAUCCUUACAGAAGACGAUGGCUUCAAUAGGUCCAUCCACGAAGUGAUAUUAAAAAAUAUUACUUGGUAUUCAGAACGAGUCUUAACUGAAAUUUCCCUGGGGAGUCUCCUAAUUCUGGUCGUAAUAAGAACCAUACAGUACAAUAUGACCAGGACUAGAGACAAGUACCUGCACACAAACUGCUUGGCAGCUUUAGCAAACAUGUCAGCACAGUUCCGUUCUCUCCAUCAGUACGCCGCCCAGAGGAUCAUCAGUUUGUUUUCUUUGCUGUCUAAAAAACACAACAAAGUUCUGGAACAAGCCACCCAGUCCUUGAGAGGUCCCCUGAGUUCGAGUGACGUUCCUCUCCCGGAUUAUGCACAGGACCUCAGUGUCAUUGAAGAAGUGAUCCGAAUGAUGCUGGAGAUCAUCAACUCCUGCCUGACGAAUUCACUCCACCACAACCCAAACCUGGUGUAUGCCUUACUCUACAAACGGGACCUCUUUGAGCAAUUCCGAACCCAUCCUUCGUUUCAAGAUAUAAUGCAAAAUAUUGACCUGGUGAUCUCCUUCUUUAGCUCAAGACUGCUACAAGCUGGAGCUGAGCUGUCAGUGGAAAGAGUCUUGGAAAUCAUUAAACAAGGGGUCGUGGCGCUGCCCAAAGACAGACUAAAGAAAUUCCCAGAACUGAAGUUCAGAUAUGUGGAAGAGGAGCAGCCUGAAGAGUUUUUCAUCCCUUAUGUCUGGUCUCUGGUCUACAACUCAGCAGUAGGCCUGUACUGGAACCCGCAGGACAUCCAGCUGUUUGCCAUGGACUCUGACUGAAGCGGGGCACACCCACGCCCGCCCCCAGCACUGCAGCUCUGCUCGUUCCUUCAUGUCUAGGAGUAGAAGCAGACAGACUGCCGGUGUGUCUUCUGCCACAGAGGGGCACACGGCGUGCUCCCCUCUCACACUGAGGAUCAGGAAAUUGCUGCCAGUUAGUAGGUCGCUUGGCUUUGACUGUACUGCGGGGGGGGAGGGGGGGUGCCCAGUAAUAAACAGAGAACUUGCUGUUCA